This is a messenger RNA of Humulus lupulus (European hop), 1515 nucleotides long. RefSeq names its product 2-oxoglutarate-dependent dioxygenase 19-like. The transcript has 4 exons. Lineage: Eukaryota; Viridiplantae; Streptophyta; Magnoliopsida; Rosales; Cannabaceae. Bases 64 to 1125 code for a protein of 353 amino acids. The record is from RefSeq and is a predicted model, not a curated record.
AUAAUAUUCUGUGCUUUAAUUUCUCUUAGUAGAGCUCUGUCUAUAUCUCCAUAUCUAAUAAAUAUGGCUACAAGUGGAGUAGUGAGUGUUGAUUGGUCAAGUAAUAACAGAGUUGUGAAAUCCAAAUAUGAGUUUGCGGUGAAACCGAGUGAUGAAGAAGUAGUAGUGGACUCUGAUGACUCUGAGUAUUCAAUCCCCACCAUUGAUAUCUCCCUUCUCACCUCUCCUGACCUUCAUCAACGCUCCAAAAUCCUCCAUGACCUCCACAAGGCAUGUCAGGAAUGGGGUUUCUUCCAGUUGAUCAAUCAUGGUAUUUCGGAGACUGUAAUGAAGAAAAUGAUGGAAGCGUGUGAGGGUUUUUUCAACAUGAGCGAAGAGGAGAAGAAAGAGUUCCAAGGGUCUAGAGAUGUGUUGGACCCUAUCAAUUGGGGAACUAAUUUCAAUUGCAAUACAGUUGGUAAGAAAUUCCUUAUUUGGAGGCAAUUUUUGAAGCUCUAUGUUCAUCCUCAAUUCAACUCCCCCUACAAACCACUUGGUUUCAGUGAGGUGGCAGAAGAAUAUUGUAAAAGAACAAGAGAAAUAUGUGGAGUGUUAAUGAGAGCAAUGUCUGAGACAUUAGGGUUGGAACCAAAUUGCUUAGAGAAGGCAACGAAUUGGGAUGAAGGAUGUGAUGUGUUGGCUUCAAACUAUUAUCCAACUUGUCCAGACCCUGACCAGGUUCUUGGACUCCCACCUCACACUGAUCCAGGCCUUAUGAAUCUUCUGGUCCAAAACGACGUCGGAGGACUUCAAAUCCUUCACAAAUCAGGAAAAUGGGUUCAAUGGAAAGCCAUGCCUAACACCAUUAUUGUUGACCUUGGCGAUCAAAUGCAGAUUCUUACCAAUGACCUGUACAAGAGUGUGACACACAGAGCAGUGGUGAACAACAAAAGCACAAGAAUAUCAAUAGUGUCAGCACAUGGACCAGCGGUGAACGCCAAGGUUGUACCAAUACCAGAGCUUUUAGAAGCAUUGGGCCAAGCCCCGGCUUAUCCAGGGAUUCCAUACAAUGAAUACUUGCAGCUUCAACGAACCUCCCACUCUUUCCUCAAAUCCACUCUCGACAUAAUAAGAUUGGAAUCAUAAUCAUAAUGAUAUUUCAACCCACUUCAUCGAUGAUCACUACUUCCACCUUUAUUAGCUUGGUUCUAUAUUUAUAUAUACAUAUAUUUUUAUGCUUUUCCUGUUGUGAAAAAUAAUCAUGAAUGCAUGGUUGUCUGUUUGAAUUAUAUAGUAGUUUAUUUGAUGUAAUAAGAGUGGGCAUGAUUCAUGACCAACCUAGAGUGAGUUGUAUUAUGUAAUAUAUAUAUAUAUAUAUAUACAAGUAUAUAUAUAUAUAUAAGUGUUUUGUGUAUUAUAAUAAAGGUAAAUUUGCCGCUAAAAUGUUAAGACAUCUGUUAGUUUAGUGAGCAUUGUUUCAGUUGGUUGUUCUGCUUUGUAAACUCUCUCAUUUUUAGCUUUUCUGUUUUGGUUGUU